Sardina pilchardus (European sardine) is the source of this 2427-nucleotide messenger RNA. RefSeq names its product macrophage mannose receptor 1-like. The transcript is spliced from 8 exons. The record is from RefSeq and is a predicted model, not a curated record. NCBI's taxonomy places the organism in Eukaryota, Metazoa, Chordata, Actinopteri, Clupeiformes, Clupeidae. Bases 82 to 1482 code for a protein of 466 amino acids.
UUCUCACAGACACAAGCAGCGUAACCAGAAGGGGUGACAACAGAGGAGCAACUCCAGAGCUGUCUGACAGGCUCUUCAGUAAUGACUCUACUUCUACUAACAACACUGCUGGUCUCAGGUCUGGUCAGUCUCUCCUCCUCUGUGCCACGUCAGUUCCAUGUGGUGAAGGAGCAGAAGAACUGGACAGAAGCUCAGCAGUACUGCAGAGAGGAGUUCACUGACCUCGCCACCAUAGACGACAUGACAGAGAUGGAGAAGGUGAAGAGCAAGAUCCAUGAAGCAGGUGUAAAUGCUUGGAUUGGGCUGAAGAGGGGAGACUGGCAGUGGUCUCUGGCUGACAGGGAUUUCUACGGAGAGAAUGAAGCAGAGUUCAGAAACUGGGAUACUGGCCAACCCAAUGGAGGUGGAGAAGAGUGUGGGUUUAUGCGGUUUGGUGGGAAAUGGCAUGAUGUCUGGUGUAGCUACAGCUGUCCCUUCAUCUGCUAUGAUGGGGGAGACUCCACACAUCCCUAUGUGCUGGUUACUGAGGAGAAGACCUGGGCAGAUGCUCAGAGAUACUGCAGAGAGAAACACACAGACCUGGCCAGUGUGAGGAAUCAAGCAGAGAACGACCAGAUAAAGGGAGUCAUACCAUACAGCAGUCAUGUGAAUCCUGUGCUUUACUGGAUCGGCCUGUUCAGAUAUACCUGGUCAGAUGGCAGCAGUUCCACAUUCCGCCACUGGGGCGCUGGAGAACCUAAUAAUCUGGGUGUGGCGUGCACUGAAAUUGAGCCCAGUGGUCAGUGGAAAGAUGCAGACUGUCAACAUAAUGAUGGUAGUCACUUCAUCUGCUAUGAAGAUGAGCUGGUUCUGGUCCGUGAGAAUAAGACCUGGAGAGAGGCGCUGCAGUAUUGCCGAGAGCACCAUGUGGACCUGGUGUCUGUGACGUCCGAGCGGGUCCAGCGCUGGGUGAGUGAGCGGGCUAAAGGAGCCUCCACUGCUCACGUGUGGGUGGGCCUGCUCCACUCCUACGGUGUGGGCUGGUACUGGGUCUCUGGACAGAACGUCUCCUACAGCAACUGGACCCAAGGGCACGAGCAGGUGGGGUCUGACCAACACAGACUCGGGGCAGUGGAGUCUGGACGGGGGCAGUGGGUCAGCGACCUGACUAAGACCGACCAACUCAACUUCAUCUGCACCACUGAGGAAUAUAAAAGUAAUGGACAGCUCAAUAAUGAGAGUGUGCCUUGCACUGAAAUGACAGUCAGUGACUCCAAAGAGGUGAAGAGGCAGAUUGUGAGAGUGGAGAUUAAGGUAGCUUCUCAUGUGAACAUCCAUGACCCUGCCGUGCAGCAGGCCUUCCUACAGCAGAUUCAGCAGAGACUGAGGGACAGUGGGAUGCCAGCAGACGCCAAACUGACCUGGAUGACACAACCGGAUGGAAAGAUCUUCAAAGAGAAGGAGGAGAAGAAAGAAGAGGGGAGGAAGAGAACUGAGCUCUAAACACUCUGCUGUUGUUCAUGUGACGUAUGAAGUGUGUAAACUGGGAGAUGUGUACACACUGACGGCACACACAGGGCAGUAAACUGAGUGCUCAGCACAUCUAGUUUGUAAUUUCAAACACACAAAAAAGUCUCAGCUGUAAUAAUCCUGUUUAAUCAUUUGUGUUCUGCGUCACUUCCUUUGUGUCCACCAUGAUGACACCCCAACAUAAUCACUUCAACUCAAAUUAUAAACACGUCCACCUGAAAGAAGGAACCAUUUUGGCUCCUCGUUUCAUUACCCGUUUUGGGCUAUUGUAUUUUCCGAUCAACUUUUGCAUUUUAGGGUGCAUUUUAGGGUGCCUUUUACGAUCUGGCUAGGGACAACAGCUGGGAAAGUAGAUGUUAUUCUAAGUCAUAUGUUGACGACUCCUAUGUUUGUGUGUGGAUAUUUGAUUUUGAAUCUAUGGUCUAUGAAAAGAAAAAAGAGAUGCUUUAUUAAAGAUAACAAAAAAGUCCUGCUGUUUAUGGCGCUCCACUGUUCAAGUCAAUUCCCCACUAGUGGUGCCCACCUCACACUUUGAGAACCACUGCAUUGCAUUCAUUCAUUUUCAUAACUCCAUUACUGUAACCGGCCAAUCCUGCUGUAAACUCUUAUCAGUUUUGUCUUUUGGGUCCAAUGUAUCAAAUGUUCAUGGGAUUUGUUUUAAAAACUUUGGACACAGCCCUGCACAGCAUCCCUGGAGUUAUAGCUACCUGUGACUAAUCACUAAUUAGCCUGCCGACAGUAUAUACACACUUUGCGCUCCUCACCUCGACGUGAGGGAUUGUUAUUUUGUGACUCUACUAAGCCUGAGAGACAAACUUCAACUCUGAACUUAUUCUUUUCCACCUUUUUGCCUGUUUUUUGACGACCCUUUUGAUCUUGCUAUUGGAUUAUUUAUUGGACCUGUAACUUCUAUCUUAA